This is a messenger RNA of Eurytemora carolleeae, 733 nucleotides long. Its product is annotated as chromobox protein homolog 1. Gene Ontology annotation, molecular function: chromatin binding. Bases 43 to 540 code for a protein of 165 amino acids. The transcript has 3 exons. NCBI's taxonomy places the organism in Eukaryota, Metazoa, Arthropoda, Copepoda, Calanoida, Temoridae. Gene Ontology annotation, biological process: chromatin organization; negative regulation of transcription by RNA polymerase II. The record is from RefSeq and is a predicted model, not a curated record. Gene Ontology annotation, cellular component: pericentric heterochromatin; nucleus.
AAAAAUUCAAUAUUUUCAGACUUAUUCACAUUUAUCUAUAAAAUGACUGAGCCUGUUGCAGCUGUUGCCGGGGAGCCCGUCGUAGAGGAGGAGUUCUCAGUGGAGAAGGUUCUGGAUAAAAGAAUUGGAAAGAACGGAAAGAUUGAAUAUUUACUCAAGUGGAGAGGAUUCGGAGACGAUGACAACACAUGGGAACCAAAGGAAAAUUUGGACUGUCCGGAGCUUAUAGAGGCCUUCGAGGUUGCCAGAACAAAGAACUCGAAGAAGCCAGAGAAGAGGAAGAUCGCUGGGGGAGAACCAAAGGCAAAGAGGAAGGAAGGGGAGAGAGCUAGAGGAUUUGACAGAGGUCUUGAUCCAGAGAGAAUUAUUGGCGCCACAGAUUCCUCCGGAGAGCUGAUGUUCCUGAUCAAGUGGAAGAGCAGUGACGAGGCCGACCUCGUACCGGCCAGGGAGGCCAACGUGAAGUGUCCUCAGACCGUGAUCAAGUUCUACGAGGAGAGGCUGACCUGGCACACAUCAGGACAGGACGAAGACGAGUAAAGGACGGGGACAGGACUAGUUUUCCUUCAAACAAUAUUUCAUAAUACCGACUUUUCAUAAAGAGAUAAUAUUUUAAUUCUCAUUUUGUAUAUAUAGAAAUAUUUUUUUUAAGUUGAAACAUUUUUUAGAACGUGUUCAAAAUUAGUUGUGAACAUGACGAUUAUGCAAAUCUUCAAAAUUUCGGUACAAAUAC